CAUUUCCGGAAUCCCCUUUGGUGAAAGUGACUUUCCGCCAUGGGAAUCAUCUCGGCUGCGCGACGCGCCUCGCUUGGUCUUUUCGUGCCGGGCCGAGGCUUCCUUCGCGCCUUCGGCUCGGCGGCACAGCAAUCCGGCGCCAUGAAAAAGGGGGCCCUCCACUCUGCGCAUGACACCCCGAGGCAGCCCCAGCCCCACCGCCGGGAGCGCUCGGAUGACCCGAUCCAGCGUCCGGGCUACCAAGGGCCGAUGGGCGCCGCAGCGGAGACCCAGUCCCGGUCACAUGGCAGCCAACCCGGGGGAGCCCCAAUCGGGGUCUCGCGCCAUUCUGGCUCGCAGUCGGCCCAAAGCGAUCCAAAGCCGAGCGGCACGCACGGGGAGCAUGGUCUUCGGGAUGAACAGGAUCGACUGCCGGCUGGCCCUGCGGGGCGCGUCAGCGAAUCGACAUAGAACACCCCCAAGCCGGGGGCGUCGCAAUGCCGAUGGCCGAAGGAGCUUCCUCCGUCAGUGAGAGAGAGAGAGCCAGGGAUCUGCUCCUGGGGUCUGUCCCGGCAUUCGGGGGCGCCGCCGGAAAUCAACAGGUUCCUCCAUUCGUGGAGGAGAGUCUUGGUCGCCAUCAAGAGUUGACGUUGCCGAAUGUGAGCCGGGCGUGCAGGUAUCUUGGAGGAUGAAAAGGAUGGGCAUUCGCACGCUUUCGGUGGAUGGCGCUCAUCGGAGGGAGGUAGCUGUGCACCCAUCGCCGCUGGGCCAUAUCGACAUCCGGCCCGCACGCUCCUUCCACAGGGGGGAUCAGCCAAUCCUGGAACCGGGCGAAGCAUGCGCGACGCACGGCGAUCUGAUGUUGACGUGUCAUUGCGG
Fonticula alba is the source of this 858-nucleotide messenger RNA. RefSeq lists its product as hypothetical. The transcript has 2 exons. NCBI's taxonomy places the organism in Eukaryota, Rotosphaerida, Fonticulaceae. The record is from RefSeq and is a predicted model, not a curated record. Bases 40 to 450 code for a protein of 136 amino acids.